This is a messenger RNA of Photinus pyralis (common eastern firefly), 1040 nucleotides long. Its product is annotated as single-strand selective monofunctional uracil DNA glycosylase-like. The record is from RefSeq and is a predicted model, not a curated record. The transcript has 2 exons. NCBI's taxonomy places the organism in Eukaryota, Metazoa, Arthropoda, Insecta, Coleoptera, Lampyridae. Gene Ontology annotation, molecular function: oxidized pyrimidine nucleobase lesion DNA N-glycosylase activity; single-strand selective uracil DNA N-glycosylase activity. Gene Ontology annotation, biological process: base-excision repair. Bases 82 to 924 code for a protein of 280 amino acids.
UUUAUUUAUUGUAUCGGCGCAGCGCGCGUUUGCUAUCCAAGCUCAAAGACAAUUUUAUAAAUGUAAGUUGAUAAUCCAUAUAUGAACAAACUCAUAAACAGAUUUUCUACAAAAAUGUUGCGAAAAAAGUUAAAAUUAGAUGAACCAAGUGCAAGAGGUAACGAAUCAAUUGCAUCUACUGAUUUGGACAGUAUUUCAAAAACUUUCCUAGAAUUAGAAAUAAAUCUUAACGAGUCACUAAAACUACUCCAAUUUAAAUCCCCCGUAGAAUUCGUUUACCACCCUUUAGAUUACGCUUUAAAACCGCACACGGUAUACGUAAAUCGUUACUGCACAACUCAUAAGAAAGUAAUGUUUGUUGGCAUGAACCCUGGCCCGUGGGGUAUGUGUCAAACCGGUAUUCCCUUUGGUGAAAUAAGUGCCGUUAAAGAUUGGUUUAAAAUAAACGAAGAGGUUUCGAAACCAGAGCGAGAAUGUCCCGAAAGAGAGAUUACAGGCUUUGCGUGUAAACGGUCUGAGAUCAGUGGACAGCGCAUAUGGGGGUUGUUUAAGAAUCUUUGUGGUGUACCUGAGAACUUCUUUAAGUAUGCUUUUAUGUAUAACUACUGUCCGAUAGCAAUGAUGAAAAGAGGCGGUGCAAAUGUUACUCCUUCUGAAAUCAAGGGUGAUGCCCAACGGAAGUUGGAAGAAUUAUGCGACAAGGCUUUGUUUGAGGUUAUACAGCUGCUGAAAGUGGAAAUUGUUGUGGGUGUAGGAAAGUACGCAGAAACAAGAGCCCUUCAAGUUUUGAAGAAAUCCAAUCCAUUAAAUACAAGAGUGCUGUACCUUUUACAUCCGAGUCCUCGUGUUCCCAAUAAUAAAAAUUGGGUUGAAACCGCAGAGAAGCGGUUAAACGAUCUUAAACUUAUCUCUUACUUUGAAUAAUCGUACAAUGGUUGAGUUAACGGAUACUCAAAAGGAUUUUAUGAACACCGCAUUUAAAUUGGCUUACGAAGCUUUAGAAUUGCAAGAGGUGCCUGUUGGUUGCAUCUUUGUGCAUA